This is a messenger RNA of Oncorhynchus tshawytscha (Chinook salmon), 4165 nucleotides long. It is a transcript of the gene hk1, whose product is annotated as hexokinase 1. Bases 101 to 2983 code for a protein of 960 amino acids. NCBI's taxonomy places the organism in Eukaryota, Metazoa, Chordata, Actinopteri, Salmoniformes, Salmonidae. Gene Ontology annotation, biological process: glucose 6-phosphate metabolic process; intracellular glucose homeostasis; glycolytic process. The record is from RefSeq and is a predicted model, not a curated record. Gene Ontology annotation, molecular function: ATP binding; D-glucose binding; glucokinase activity. The transcript is spliced from 18 exons. Gene Ontology annotation, cellular component: cytosol; mitochondrion.
AUCCCAGCUCUCCUGCUGCCUGUAUCUGCAUUCAAGCUAAAAUUACUCCAUGUAGUCUGACUUCCUGGGAACCAGGGGGAGAGUGUUGCGAGCCCCAUACAUGACCCAUUUCUCUAGCUUUGUUUGGACUGAAACUGGGAUCUUUUUUAAACCUCCUCACCAGGGAGAGGGGACUACAGGGAUUUCCCUUUUUUUUAGCUCUCCGUUUAUUCUUUCACCACCGGUGGACAGGAUGAUCGCAGCACAGCUUCUGGCCUACUACUUCACAGAGUUGAAGGAUGACAAAGUCAAAAAGAUCGAUAAGUACCUGUAUGCCAUGCGUUUCUCCGACGAGACGCUGAUGGACAUCAUGAAACGAUUCAGGAGGGAACUGGGGAAUGGGCUGGGUCGGGACACGAACCCUACAGCAACUGUCAAGAUGCUGCCCACCUUCGUCAGGUCCAUUCCUGAUGGAUCAGAGAAGGGGGACUUCAUUGCUCUGGAUCUGGGAGGCUCGGCCUUCCGCAUCCUGCGAGUGAAGGUGUCCCAUGAGAAGAAGCAGACGGUUCAGAUGGAGAGCCAGAUCUAUGACACUCCAGAGGACAUCAUCCAUGGCAGUGGCACUCGGCUGUUUGACCAUGUUGCAGAGUGCCUGGGUGACUUCAUGGAGAAGCAGAAUAUCAAGGAUAAGAAGCUUUCUGUCGGCUUCACCUUCUCCUUCCCCUGUGCACAAACAAAACUGAAUGAGAGUUAUUUGCUCACUUGGACAAAACGCUUUAAAGCCAGUGGAGUUGAGGGAAUGGACGUUGUGACUCUUCUGAACAAGGCCAUCAAAAAACGUGGGGACUAUGAUGCAGACAUCAUGGCAGUGGUCAAUGACACAGUUGGAACCAUGAUGACCUGUGGCUUUGAUGACCAGCGUUGUGAAGUUGGUAUCAUCAUAGGCACAGGUACUAAUGCUUGUUACAUGGAGGAGCUAAGGCACAUUGACCUGGUGGAGGGAGACGAGGGCAGAAUGUGUAUCAACACAGAGUGGGGAGCCUUUGGGGACGAUGGAAUGCUGGAGGACAUUCGCACAGAGUUCGACAGAGAAAUUGACAGGGGCUCUCUAAACCCAGGGAAACAGCUGUUUGAGAAGAUGGUCAGUGGGAUGUACAUGGGCGAACUUGUGCGACUCAUCCUGGUCAAGAUGGCCAAAGAGGGAUUUUUGUUUGAGGGUCGGAUAACGCCUGAACUUCUUACUAAAGGGAAAUUUGAAACCAAACACGUUUCUUCCAUUGAAAAGAGUAAAGAAGGCCUCGCUAAAGCCAAGGAUAUCCUAGGUCGCCUGGGUGUGGAACCAUCCGCAGAUGACUGCGUUGCUGUGCAGCACGUAUGCACCAUAGUCUCCCACAGAUCAGCCAACCUCCUCGCUGCCACUCUGGGCGGCAUCCUCUCCAGGCUAAAGGACAACAAAGGGAACCCUCGCCUACGCACCACUGUGGGCAUCGACGGCUCUCUCUACAAGAUGCACCCGCAAUAUGCCCGGCGUCUCCACAAAACAGUCCGCCGCCUAGUUCCUGAGUCAGAUGUCCGCUUCCUGCUCUCAGAGAGUGGGAGCUCCAAGGGCGCUGCCAUGGUGACCGCUGUGGCCUACCGGCUGGCUGACCAGCGUCGUCAGAUCACAGAGACCCUGGCUGAGUUCAGACUGACCAGUGACCAGCUGCUGGAGGUGAAGAAGAGGAUGAGGACAGAGAUCCAGAACGGCCUGGGGAAAAAGACCCAUGACAGCGCCACCAUCAAGAUGUGGCCCACAUAUGUACUCAGCACACCAGAUGGAUCAGAAAAUGGUGAUUUCUUGGCUUUGGAUUUAGGAGGGACAAACUUUAGAGUGCUGUUGGUGAAGAUUCGCAGUGGCAAGCGGCGGACAGUAGAGAUGCAUAACAAAAUUUAUGCUAUUCCUAUGGAGGUGAUGCAGGGGACUGGAGAGGAGCUGUUUGACCACAUUGUCCAGUGCAUAUCUGACUUCCUGGACUACAUGGGUAUGAAGAACACUCGCCUGCCUCUGGGUUUCACCUUCUCUUUCCCCUGCAGACAGACCAGCUUGGAUGUGGGCAUCCUGGUAACCUGGACCAAAGGCUUCAAAGCCACUGACUGUGAAGGGGAGGAUGUUGUCGGGCUUCUCAGAGAGGGGAUUAAAAGGAGAGAGGAGUUUGACUUGGACGUGGUGGCAGUAGUUAAUGACACAGUGGGGACCAUGAUGACAUGUGCAUAUGAAGAGCCUACCUGUGAGGUCGGCCUGAUCGCAGGAACUGGCAGCAACGCCUGUUACAUGGAGGAGAUGAGGAACAUUGAGGUGGUGGAGGGGGAUGUGGGGAGGAUGUGUGUCAACAUGGAGUGGGGCGCCUUCGGGGAUAAUGGGUGCCUGGAUGAUAUCAGGACAGAAUAUGACAGAGCUGUGGAUGACUUUUCACUCAACCUUGGAAAGCAGAGGUAUGAGAAGAUGUGCAGCGGUAUGUAUCUCGGAGAGAUUGUGCGAAACAUACUGAUCGACUUGACGAAGCGUGGCUUUCUCUUCAGAGGGCAGAUAUCAGAGACUCUGAAGACCAGAGGCAUUUUCGAAACUAAGUUCCUCUCCCAGAUUGAAAGUGACCGUUUGGCGCUACUGCAGGUGAGGUCCAUCCUGCAGCAGCUGGGUCUGGACAGCACAUGUGAUGACAGUAUCAUCGUCAAGGAGGUGUGUGGUACAGUGUCCCGCCGGGCGGCUCAGCUCUGUGGAGCCGGAAUGGCUGCCGUUGUCGACAAAAUCCGAGAGAACCGUGGGCUGAACCAAAUGGACAUCACCGUUGGGGUGGACGGAACACUCUACAAGCUACAUCCACACUUCUCAGGGAUCAUGCAUCAGACAGUGAAAGAGUUGGCCCCUAAGUGCAACGUCAACUUCCUUCUCUCUGAGGACGGGAGUGGCAAGGGUGCAGCCCUCAUCACUGCUGUGGGCUGUCGCAUGCGUGAGCAGAAGAGCUGAGUGUGUUUGGCUUAACCCCCUCUCCACUCCUCUUCCUCCUCCUCUUCUUUCUCUCCUUAUAGUAGCAUACCACUCUAGCAAUAAUACUUACAGUAUUUUCCACUUAACCACUCUGCUUCAGAAACCAACCAUUGUUCGUCUGUGGUGGGCAGAUCUCAAGGGCACCAAUGACAGAACAUUUACAUGCUUUAAACAAUUUCACUUCUUCACCUGCUAUUACCAGCCGUUUGGUCUUUGGGUUGAUCUGCUAUUCCGUAUGCAAGGAACUGGGCUCUUUGUUUGAUUUCAUCUUAUUUGUGAUGUUAUAACACUGCUUUGAGCAUUUGGGUAUAUGUAUAAUAGGAAAUAUUUCUGCUUUGAAUGUUGUACCUGUAUACCUUGCUCAGGUAUAUAAAUGUAAAUGUUAUUUAUUAGAUUUUUGUAUUGGGUGGAUGUUUUGACAUAAUGAGUUGUAAGGGAGAAUCAUUGCAAGGUUAAGAAGUUAUCUUGUGAAAUCUGGUUUUUAUUUUUAACUUGGCAUUCUUCUUUAAGUGUUUCAAAGAUAUCAAAUGUCACCCUUUUUUGUAUUUGCUUGAUAGAAUUUCUAGGGUUGUUAUGAAUGAACCAUUGUUCCUUGACAUUUGAGUAUCUUUUCAUUGCUCAAGGGCAGGCUGCUCACAAGCUCAUUCAAAAGUAAAUGCAGCCACGCUGUAGGAUGCUUCCUCAAUGCAUUGCUUUGGCAGUCUUUGUGAAACCUCAGGCUGAGUCAUGUUAAGGGCCAGAUUCAAUCAGAGCCUGCUGAAAAUCAGAUAUCUAAAGCAACUGUAUCAAUAUAACUGGCUUUUGUGAAUAAGAUAAUGACUUGAAUUCCAGCAGUGCACAAUGUACAAAAGAAGACAUUUAUAACAGAAUGAAUGGAGCAAGAUGUGUGUGAGCAUAUGUUUGUAUACUGCAGUUGAAUAUUCAACCUUACUGUAAGAAGAAAAAUUGCUAUAAGAUUAAAUAAUAAAUGCUUAUCUUAUUUAGUGUCAGAAAUCUAGAAUACAAUUAUUUUGUACAAUCAGAGAUGCACAAAACUGGUAAAAAGGAUGCAUUGGGAUUCAAUUACAUUUAUUUUGAUGUGCAACCAAAUAUAAAGUUGUUAGUCAUCAGAUAAAGACCUAUUGUAAUUACCUUUUCAAUAAAGGUCCACUUCCAUUCUGA